Condylostylus longicornis is the source of this 3726-nucleotide messenger RNA. It is a transcript of the gene toy, whose product is annotated as paired box protein Pax-6. Gene Ontology annotation, biological process: anatomical structure development; regulation of transcription by RNA polymerase II. The coding region runs from base 1749 to 3584 and encodes 611 amino acids. The record is from RefSeq and is a predicted model, not a curated record. NCBI's taxonomy places the organism in Eukaryota, Metazoa, Arthropoda, Insecta, Diptera, Dolichopodidae. The transcript has 10 exons. Gene Ontology annotation, molecular function: RNA polymerase II cis-regulatory region sequence-specific DNA binding; DNA-binding transcription factor activity, RNA polymerase II-specific.
UUCUUUAAUUUUUUUUAUUUUUGCUUUAAUGUUUUUGUUAUUGUUGUUAUUUUGAUUAGUGAACAACAGGAGGAAGGAAAAGUAAAGAAGAAAAACAGAACAAUUUUUUUAAUAAAAAAAUGUUCUUGUAAAAAAAAAAUUUUUAUUUUGGUGGCCGAUUUUUUCUCGGUUGAGUUGAUAGUAAAAUAUUCUACUCGAAAUAACAACGUGCGUUUUUUUUAUUUUCUUAUAAAAUUAAUUUUACAUGCAAAAAUUGUGUUCAAUGUAUAUAUAUAUAUAUAUAUAUAUUAUAAUAUUUUGUUCUCUUAUUUAUAUUAAUUACCAAAAUUUAUUAAUUUAAAUAUAAAUUUUGGAAAAAAAAUUUUUAAAAAAUAUUUAUAGUACAACCCGGGGGGGUAGUGAGCCCCGCGUCAUAAUUUACGAAAUAUUUUAAAAUAAUUAUUUAAAAUUAAGUAAAUAUUAAAAAUAUAUUCAAAAAUAUUAAUUUUAUAGAAAAAAAAAUCAUAAAAAAAUUAAUAACAAUGCUCAAAAAAUAAAGUGUAGGUAAAUUAAAAGAAAUAAUUACUUAAUAUUAACAAAUUUUUUUAUUAAAGUGUGUUUUGGAUUGUAAUUUUAAAAAGAUAUUUUAAAGAAAUACCAGAAAAAAAAGCAAAACAAAUCCAAAAAAAUGUUAUUAAAGUGUGCGGGAAAAAUAUUUUAAAGAAAAUUGGAAAUGCAAUAUGAAAAACAAAAAACAAACAAUGAAAAGAUGAAAUAAAUUUUCUCAAUCUCGAAAUUUAAUAAAAAAAAAUUAAUAAGAAAAAUGAGGAAAAUUUCAAAUUAAUUUUGAUUUUGAUGAUAAAAAUAAAAAAAUUAAAUAAAUAAUUUAAGUUUCUGAAAAAUAUUUAAAAAUAUUGAGAAAGGAAAAAACAUAAAAAUUAAGAAAGAAAAAUUUUAUUUAAAGUUUUUAAAUUAAAAAGUUUAAAAGAAAAACAGUGUUUUUUUUUAUUUUUAACUCCGUUUACUUCCUUUUCCCUUUUUUUCAUAUUUCUUGUUUUCCAAAAAUAAAUUAUAAAUUGAAAAAAAUUAAACCUUUUUUAAAUUUUAUUAAUUUCUCUAUAUAAGUUAAUGUUUUGGUUUUCUCGUAUAAAUUCUCCACCCGUCGCAGAAGAAAUUUUUUUCCUUCUCCUAAUUUUCCCAUCCUCCUUACCUCCCCUUUUCUGUAAUAAAUAAGACAAAAUGACAAAAACUCAGUAAAGAAUUCCGUGUUUUCCGUUAUGUGUGUUACCGUCGUCAUUUUUUUUGUUUGUUUAAUAUUAUGUGAUGUGCUCUCAAGAAACAAAUCAAGAAAGGAAUAUAAAUAUCAAGUUUAAAUUUUGUGAAUUGGGCAACGUAUUAAAUUUUUCCAUUUAAUAUAAUUAAAUUAUUAAUUAAAAUAAAAAUAACAAAAUAGUAAAAAUAUAAAUAUUAUACUAAAGAAAUAAAAAAAUAAACAGGGAAAAGAGGAAAAUGUUUUGAUUUAAUAUUAAAAAUCAUCGUAAAAAGAAUUAUUUUUAAAAUAAACACGAAAUAAUGAUGAAUCUUUUUAAAAUUUGUUAAAAUUUUUUUCAUAAAAAAAAACAAAAAAUCCACUGGAAAAAAUAGAUUUAUAAUAAUAAAAAAAUAUAACAAAAGAUAAAUCAAAAAAAUUAAUGAUAAAAUUUAAUAAUAAAAGAUAAAAAAAUUAAAAAUUAAAACUACAAAUAAAUUACAAUAAAAAUAAUACAAAAAUGUAUUUAAACAGUUUGUCUGUAUAUGAAAAUGAGCAUAUAAUGCAUGGUCAUGGAUCAGUUAGUCAGAGUGCAUUAUUUGGCUGUUCUGCAGCUGGUCAUAGUGGCAUUAAUCAAUUAGGCGGUGUUUAUGUAAAUGGACGUCCACUACCUGAUUCAACACGUCAAAAAAUUGUUGAAUUAGCGCAUUCAGGCGCUAGACCAUGUGAUAUAUCGAGAAUAUUACAAGUUUCAAAUGGAUGUGUUAGUAAAAUCUUAGGCAGAUAUUAUGAAACAGGAUCAAUAAAACCACGGGCUAUUGGUGGUUCAAAACCACGGGUGGCAACAACUCCUGUAGUACAAAAAAUUGCUGAUUAUAAACGUGAAUGUCCUAGUAUAUUUGCUUGGGAAAUUCGUGAUCGAUUACUGUCGGAAGCAGUUUGUAAUAGUGACAAUAUACCAAGUGUUUCAUCAAUUAAUCGUGUUUUAAGGAAUUUAGCAUCACAAAAAGAACAACAAGCUCAACAACAGAAUGAAUCGGUUUAUGAUAAGUUACGUAUGUUUAAUGGACAAUCAGGUGGUUGGACAUGGUAUCCAAGUGGUGCAACACCAGCUCAUUUAACAGCAUUGCCACCAACGCCAGCAAGUAAUUUAACUGGUCAAAUAACACGUGAUGAAUUACAAAAAAGAGAUAUAUUUGUCAGUGAUAUAUCCCAUCCGAAUUCCCAUGAAAGCACAUCAGAUGGUAAUUCUGAUCAUAAUUCCUCUGGUGAUGAGGAUUCACAAAUGCGGCUUAGACUUAAAAGAAAAUUGCAACGAAAUCGUACAUCGUUUACAAAUGAACAAAUCGACAGUUUAGAAAAAGAAUUUGAGAGGACCCAUUAUCCAGAUGUUUUUGCGAGGGAACGUUUAGCUGAAAAAAUUGGUUUACCAGAGGCACGUAUUCAGGUAUGGUUUUCAAAUCGGAGGGCGAAAUGGCGUCGUGAAGAAAAACUAAGAACCCAAAGAAGAUCAGUUGAUCAUACCGGUACAAAUACAAGUAAUGCAACAUCAUCAGCAACGAAUAAUAGUGGCGGUAUUGUUGUAUCACAACAACAAAAUAAUAGUGCAAGUGGUAAUGCAGGUAGUAAUACACCAGGCGGUGGUGGUGGCGGAAGUAGUACAAGUAAUAAUAAUAAUAUGAAUGGAGGGCAAAAUGGAUCGUCAUCAGAUCAACAACAACAGCAGCAACAACAAAAUGGAACAAAUAAUACAAAUAGCGGUCCUGGCAAUACACCCGGUAACAAUGGCAUUGGUGGUGGAAAUGGUGGUAAUAAUAGUGGUGCUGUUACUGGUACCGGUAAUAGUGGUGGUAAUGGAGGUAAUAAUAGCAAUGGUAAUGGUGGUAAUAAUAAUGGCAAUGGUAGUGGCAGCAAUAAUGGAGGUGGAGGUAAUCCAUCUGGUCAUUCAAUAAGUCCACCAAUACAAGCAGCUGCUCCACGUUUAGCCUUAAAUUCUGGUUUCAAUUCAAUGUAUUCAUCGAUUCCACAGCCAAUUGCAACAAUGGCAGAAAAUUAUAAAUAUGAUACAAUGUCACCAUCACUGGGUUCAAUGACAUCAUCUUGUUUACAACAAAGAGAUACUUAUCCAUAUAUGUUUCAUGAUCCGCUGUCAUUGGGCUCUCCAUAUGCAGCUCAUCCUAGAUCAACAUGUAAUCCAGCUGCAGCACAUCAACAACCACCAUCCCAACAUGGAGCUUACGGUAGUUCAUCUGGUAGUGGUAGUACAGGUGUUAUAUCAGCUGGUGUAUCAGUACCAGUUCAAAUACCAUCACAAUCAGCUGAUUUAAGUGCGAAUUAUUGGCCAAGACUACAGUGAUCAACGCUAUUUGGAUUUCCUAAUCAAAUGUUGGCAGCAGCAGCAGUUGCCGCAGUAGCAUCAGUAUCAGUUACAUCAGUUUCAUCAUCAUAUACAACAAAACAACCAUCAUCAUCAUCUUUAAUAUCAUCUCCAUCAUCAU